AAAACAUCCAUGAAUACUAUUAUUGAUUUAUGUUCCUGUUAUAAUCAAUGAUCAUGUGAUCAUGUUUAGUUAGGGUGGCUGUUCUGGUUAAGUAUAUACCACAAUAAAAAUGGCAACAAGAGGAACAUCAGAAGAUUUCAUGAAUGUUUGUGACAGAGAACUAGGUAUUGAUGACUUUUAUGAUGUGUACGAUGAAAUCAAGCCACUUUCUGCUCAUUGGAAGCAAAUUGCCAUUUCGUUUCGUCUCAGAAUAAACACUAUCAAUACCAUAGAAGCUAAACACAAUGGAAAAGUUCUCAAUUGUCUUCAGGAGGUUCUUGAGUGUUGGCUAAAGAAAGAUUAUGAUUUCAAACGUCAUGGUGUUCCUUCCUGGAGGAAGGUGUGUGUGGCUGUCAAAGAAGGAGCAGAUGACCCAGCAUUAGCUGAUAAAAUAGCACAAGAAAAUUCAGCUACUACUGGAGGAACUACUCCUCAUCCUCUACCAGCUACUACUGGAGGAGCUACCCCUCACAUUGAAGAAGCUGGUUCUACAGCCAUUAUUUCAACUCCCUCUAUCUAUGUUCCUAAGACCAUAAUAGAUUUCAAGAUUCACAGAGAGUUAUCUAAAUUACAGGAGCAAUUCGUUGAAGGGAUUCAAAAAACAAUAGAAGACUAUUCAGCAAGUGGAUAUGAUGCGCCAGAUUUUAUUGAAUACAUCACAGCACGUAUGGUCACUUUACUGAGCCCCCAUGAGAAUACUCUAGAUAAAGUACAAGCAGUUAGAAAAGAGUUCAAAGAUAUAAAAACUCUAAAGGAUUUUUUUGGUUUACUGCAAGACAAGUAUACAUCAUGGUUCAAGCAUCAACCAAUAACGAAGCUUGUUUAUGAUUAUCCCCUCGAGUAUCUGGAUCCACAUGAUUAUGACUAUGAAAUAGAUGCACCAACUUUUUGGUCUAGAUAUAAAGACCGUUUACAUGAAUACUUUGAGAAGUGGAUUACAGUAGCUGAUCCUACUUCAUAUGGAAUAACUGAUGCUCCUUCUGGUGAACAAAUACUCAUAGUUAAAGUUGAUCGAGGUGACUACAAUCAGAAUGACCUCUACUUCUUACGCAAAGCAAUACCAGCAGAACUUGACAAACCUGAGUUAAAACUCUACCUUUGCCAAGUUCUUCCGAAUUAAAAUUCUAAUCAUUAUUUUAGGAUUUUUUCUACAUGCAAUUAAUAAUUCUAUUCUGUA
Molecule: messenger RNA, 1216 nt
Organism: Amphimedon queenslandica
Lineage: Eukaryota; Metazoa; Porifera; Demospongiae; Haplosclerida; Niphatidae
Exons: 3
Coding region: 110-1159 (349 amino acids)
Source: RefSeq, a predicted model, not a curated record